UUCUGCAGAACUUCAGCAGGAAGCCAAGAAACAAAGUGUCGGUGAGAGAAGGCCAAGCCGUGGUCCUGCUCUGUGGCCCCCCUCCCCAUCACGGAGAGAUCAAAUAUUCAUGGGUUUUCAACGGGCAGCGUGGCUUCCUGCAACAGGACGCCCGCCGCUUCAUCUCUCAGAAGACAGGCAACUUGUAUAUAGCCAAAGUGGAACCAUCGGAUGCAGGGAAUUAUACGUGUGCAGUGAGAAACAUGAUGACCAACGCCACGGUGUUCAGCUCUCCAACCCCUGUGGUGGUGCGGAGGGACGUGGUGAUGGGUGAAUAUGAGCCAAAGAUCGAGGUCCAGUUCCCGGACACUCUUCAUGUCUCCAAAGGAUCAUCAGUAAAACUGGAAUGCUUUGCUUUAGGAAAUCCCGUGCCUUCCAUCUCAUGGAGAAGAACUGAUGGAAAUCCUCUCCCUGGCAAAAUUAAAAUCAACCCUUCCAAUGGGGCCCUGGAAAUUCCUUAUUUUCGCCCAGAGGAUGCGGGCGUGUACGAAUGCGUUGCUGAAAACAGCCGUGGACGAAACGCUGCCAGAGGACAGCUCAUAUUCCAAAAUGUGGAACAUCUACACUGGGCUCAGACACUGAAAGAUGCUCAUAUGGCAAUUGAUGCUAACCUGCAAUGGGAAUGUAAAGCCAUUGGUAAGCCCAGGUCUACGUAUAGAUGGUUGAAGAAUGGUCAGCUACUAACAGCAACGGGAAGGGUCCAUGUUGAAAAUGGCAGACUGACCAUAUCCAAGAUUAGUUUGUCAGACUCAGGGAUGUAUCAGUGUGUAGCAGAGAAUGAACAUGGAUCCAUUUAUGCCAGUGCUGAGCUCAAAGUUGUAGCCUCGCCACCUGACUUUAACCAACGACCUGUGAAAAAGUCCACCGUGAUCCAGAGAGGGGGGGAGGUGGUGUUAGAGUGUCGCCCCAAUGCUUCACCCAGGGCCACAAUUUCCUGGUGGAGAGCGGGAGAGCCCCUGAGGGACAGCGAGAGACAGACGAUCCUGGAGGACGGGACUCUGCGCAUCACCAAUAUCUCUAAAUCUGAUGAAGGCAGGUACAUAUGUGUGGCCAGAAACCAUUUUGGAGCAUCCAGCAGCACAGGGGCAGUGGUGGUGAAAGAGUCCACAAAGAUCAUUGUUCCACCUCUGAGUUCAGAUGCCACAGUGGGGCAGAGUCUCGUGUUGCCCUGUGAAGUGUCCAGUGAUUCAUCCCUGAGCCCCAUUUUCAAGUGGUUUUUCAACGGUAAAGCCAUUGAUUUCAGUCGGCAGGAGCACUUUGAGAUGAUCGGAGGG
Messenger RNA from Melanotaenia boesemani (Boeseman's rainbowfish), 1313 nucleotides. Its product is annotated as contactin-4-like. The record is from RefSeq and is a predicted model, not a curated record. The annotation marks the transcript as partial. Gene Ontology annotation, cellular component: axon; plasma membrane. NCBI's taxonomy places the organism in Eukaryota, Metazoa, Chordata, Actinopteri, Atheriniformes, Melanotaeniidae. The transcript is spliced from 9 exons. Gene Ontology annotation, biological process: dendrite self-avoidance; axon guidance; homophilic cell-cell adhesion. Gene Ontology annotation, molecular function: cell-cell adhesion mediator activity.